AUGUCCGCCGAGGCUUCUUCCAUUCGGCAGGACCCAACCGACAACAACAAUACCACUACCACCGUCACGGCCAAUAACCCGGAACCCCACCUGGACAAAGGUGAUAUAUCAAUAAAACCAGAUUCUUUGAAUACGGCGCCUGAUGAUUCGACAACAAUAAAGAAUAAUGAUUCUGAUGGGCAUGUCAAUGGGGCCAAAACGGCCUCGAAGAAGAGUUCGGUGCUGCCCGACUGGGUGACAGAACAUUUGACCCUACGCGACUUCAAGAUUCUUAUCCGAUGCAGUAUCGCAGGAUGGGCGUCCUUUCUUUUCGUCGUUAUCAAUCCCGUUCUUCAGAAUUUUGGCCAGGCAGCCUUCAUGGGCAUGCUCUGUUUGUUUAUAAAUCCGCCGUCUACGAUCCUGCCGCUAUAUCUCCUGGCUGCGACCACAAUCCUUCUUGGUAUAUGUCUGGCUUGGGGAUGGGGUACUCUAGCAUCUUUGGCUGCUAUGUCGCGGCGUGAUGAUGACCUUUACAGUGCUAGAUACAACGCUAUUCGACAGGCCGCUGCCGGAACGCCAAAUCCCAGGUUUUAUAUUCAAAGACAGAUAUUCAAUGGCGAACUCCUCGAAGCCGGCCCUACUAUAACGCUGCUGGCGAUGUGCUUGGUAUUUGUUUAUUGCAUGGCAAGGAUACAAGCAAGCUUCCCAAAACUUACCCUCGUGAGCAUAUUCGGAAUUAUCGUCAUCGAUCCCUACAUCACGACAGCGCCUUUGCUUAAUAAUUUCAACGGGACUCUUCCGCUCAUAUUCGUCAAACCACUAGCUUCUGCAGUAGGAAUCGGUGUCGUGUUAUCUAUCUUUUGUUUCCCAGAGUCUUGUUCUCAUGCGACAUUGGCUCUACUUACGAAAUCUCUAGGCAGGGUACGGGAGGCGCUAGACAUCACCAGAGCCACGUUAGAGGAUUUGGAACGAGAUAUAGCCGUUGGAGAUAUCAAGAAGCUCAAGGAAAAGAUAAUCGAAGAGCGAACGGAGAUUGACCUAGGUUUUACAUUCAUGGGUUUGGAAUUCAGCUUAGGUCGGUGGUCCGGGGAGGAUGUUAGGUCUUUGAAAGACAUCUUCCAGGACCUAUACAUCCGCACAAAUGUCCUAUUGAACUUUCAUCUUUUACGCCAAGAAUAUCGCUCGAAGAUUCUCCACGGAUCUCCCAAAGCCGACUACCCCGCCGAUGAUGACUCCGACAGCAGGCUUGACAAGAGUCAAGAGCAUCUCGAGAAACCUCAAAAGAGCGAUAAACGUGAAAAACGCCCACGACGUGCUGGGGCAAGUCAGACAUUAGCAACGUUGACAGUUUAUGAAUUCCUUCGUCCGGAACCAGAAAUCGUAAAACUAGGUCAAGAUGCUCUCAAGGCCGUUGAGGACGUUUCCCGUGGCCUUUUUAUAGCCUGCGACGAUGCUUUAUCCACUUCCUCUGAAAUCAUGACUUCCGUCAAUUCUACACGAUGGUUUGGGUCUCCCAAGAAAAGCGAAAUAGACGCUAUGGUCGAAAAACAUACGCGGGUUUUGGACAAUCUGAAGCAUGAGCGUGAUUACUUUGCGCGGCAUGCUGUCGACCGAGUGGUGGAACCUAUUAGCCAGUUCUUUGACAAAGAGGGAAAACUUGUUGAAGCCACAGAGAGGGAAAAGUCUGUUAGACUACCGGGCUUGAUGAUUGGCAUCAACUACAAGCACAGGAUUCUUUCAAUGGCAUCCGUACUGGUAGAUCUUCUAGAGAAAUUGAUCGAUCUGGAGAUGAAAAGGACCCGAGCGAGACUAUGGAUGCCAUUUGCUUUUACAGGCCUCUUUUCAUGGGCUCUCAGCCCAGAGCCAGUUCGCGAUGAUAAUGCCCUCGAAAGAACUGAGACUCGGCAGGAGAAGGAAGGGGGUAAAGUUAAGCAACUGAAGGCAAAGAAGAACAAAAAGGCUAAGAGCAAGGAAGCAGUCCAACCAAGGCAGACAGUGGGACGUCAAAGAAGCAGAUUCGCCCAGGCACUGACGAGCGUUUUCCACUGGUUAACCAACAACGAAGGCGUUUUCGCAGCUAGAGUGGUUAUCGUCACGUUAGUUAUGGCUAUUCCCGGUAUUCUGCGUCCAACAGCAGAGUUCUGCUAUGACAAUAGGUCUAUCUGGGCUUUGAUUAUGGCACAGCUAACGAUAUCACAAUACUUGGGCGACUUUAUAUUCUCCGUUGCUAUGCGGACUUUUGGUACCGUGGUCGGCGGGGUUUGUGGCCUAAUCGUCUGGUACAUCGGCGCAGGGUCCGGUCCUGGCAAUCCAUACGGCAUCAUGGCAAUUCUUGCGCCGUUUGUCGUCAUUGGGAUUACGAUCAGAGUUUUUGCUCCACGCGAAUGGAUGAUGCCGGGCGUAAUGGGCGUGGCAACAUUGAUGCUUGUCAUCGGCUACUCCUGGGAAGUUCACUACUUACCGCAACUUAUUCACGCUGAACCCGGUUAUGGCGUAUUCUAUCGUAGACUCUUGUUGGUCAUGGUGGGAUUCGCAGCUGCAAUCAUUGUUCAAAUAUUUCCUCGUCCGCCAUCAGCGACACGUAACGCUGCCAAAUCGCUUGCGACUGUCCUCUCUGAGCUUACUCAAUUUUAUUCCGACACUAUGUCUGAUUUCCUAUCCGCCCCAGACGACCAAGAAUUUUCUGCGGAGGAAGUCAAGGAACGAGUAGCCGAAUUGUAUUUUUCGAUGCAGGAACUUAUUCCCCGAAUCAAAAUGGUCAAAUUCGAACCAAGCUCUAGUCCAUUCACUUCUGAAAAUCUCAUGGAUAUUGCGGAUUACCUUGGCAAGAUCCUGGAGAGUCUAAGCAUCAUGUCACUUUUGACGCCCAGGUUGUCCCCUAUGUACAAGAGAAGACUAGAAGUACAGACAGAUUUUGCAAGAACGGAGACUGUUGCCAGUAUUAUGGCCAUUCUUGGGGUUUUGGAAGGAAGUUUGAGGACAGGAUACCCAUUGGCCGAAAUUCUACCGGUUCCCCUGUUGGGAAGGUUAAGGAACUUGGGAGGGCCAGCUGACGGUGUGGACUCACUAACGAUAGAUAUGCUGAAAGACGAAGAGUGGACAACAUUUGUAGUUAUGAUGAUGUCCAUCACCACCUUGUACUCGCGUAUCGACGAUCUUGUAAUGCACAUAAAGGGAGCAGUAGGAGAGAAGUACUUCGUCACAGGACUCCCACACCACUCGCAUACCCACCAUCAUAAUCACCCCCAUGAACAAGCCUCUACAGAGGAAAAUAGUUCAAUUAAUGUGUAG
Orbilia oligospora ATCC 24927 is the source of this 3270-nucleotide messenger RNA. RefSeq lists its product as uncharacterized. Lineage: Eukaryota; Fungi; Ascomycota; Orbiliomycetes; Orbiliales; Orbiliaceae. Bases 1 to 3270 code for a protein of 1089 amino acids. The record is from RefSeq and is a predicted model, not a curated record. The transcript is spliced from 6 exons.